Molecule: messenger RNA, 1599 nt
Organism: Penicillium pulvis
Lineage: Eukaryota; Fungi; Ascomycota; Eurotiomycetes; Eurotiales; Aspergillaceae
Product: asparagine--tRNA ligase SLM5
Exons: 3
Coding region: 1-1599 (532 amino acids)
Biological process (GO): asparaginyl-tRNA aminoacylation
Cellular component (GO): mitochondrion
Molecular function (GO): asparagine-tRNA ligase activity; ATP binding; nucleic acid binding
Source: RefSeq, a predicted model, not a curated record
AUGCAAUGGCGACGAGCCUUCGCCACGUCUGUCGCCAGACUCAAUCAGAAUCCGACGGCUAAAUCUCGAGUACUGCGAUGUGCUCAAAUUCUCCAAUCGGGGAAAGGUGCGCCCUGCAGCUUGGAAGACCAGGAGAUCAAGGUGAAUGGGUUUAUUCGUUCUCUUCGCAAACAGAAGAAGAUCGCUUUUGCCGGCGUCUCGGAUGGCUCUACCGUUGAGUUAGUACAGGCACUGAUGAAGCCAGAACUAGCAGCCGAUCUAUCUACAGGCUCUGCAGUUACAAUGACCGGAAUAUGGAAGGCUUCCCCACCAGGCAAAACGCAGACCCAUGAGCUGGAAGUGACUAGCGUGGAAAUUGCCGGCGAAAUGGAUCCAGAGACAUAUCCCAUCCAACCGAAAUACCAAAGUCCCGAUUUCUUGCGCCAGAUUCCUCAUCUGCGCUUGCGAACGCCUCUAAACUCGGUGUUUGCCCGGUUCCGUUCCGAAUGUCUAUUCCAGCUGGGCAACGUCUUCCAUUCCUACCCCAAUGGAGGCUUUGCGCAAGUGCAACCCCCGAUAAUAACAUCCUCUGACUGCGAAGGGGCAGGCGAAACAUUUACCUUGCUUCCCCGUGGUGCCACCGCCGAUACCGAGACUGAUCACUUCUUUCGGUCACCCAAAUAUCUCACAGUGUCGUCUCAACUACAUCUCGAAGCCUAUGCCGCAGAACUUGGGAACGUCUGGACACUGACCCCUGUGUUCCGGGCAGAAAAGAGUGAUACGCCGCGUCAUUUGAGUGAGUUUUAUAUGCUAGAGGCGGAAGCCAACUUCAUGUCGGAUUUGGAUGCGCUCACCGGCCAGGUGGAAUUCCUGCUUCGUGAUUUGACACGCAGGCUGUACGAUACCACUGCAGGUCAAGAUGUUUUAUCCUUCAACCGAUCUCCGGAUGGGAAAAAGCCCGAUCCAGAAGCAGAGGCGAGUCUACGUCAAAGAUGGUCCACUUUGAUGGACGGCCCUACAUGGCACCGUGUUACAUAUGCCAAAGCCAUAGAAAUGCUCCAGCGAGCAGUGGCUGAAGACGGUGCCUCGUUCGAAUACCCUCCAACCUGGGAUGGAGGCCUACAGCUCGAACAUGAAAAGUAUAUUGUGGAGGUUUUGUUCCAAGGCACUCCGGUCUUUGUCACAGACUAUCCCAAGGCUGUCAAGCCAUUCUAUAUGGCUCCUUCGCAUGUUGGUGAUGGCAAUGCGGAGCAGAGUAGCACCUCGAGCGAAACUGUGGCGUGUUUCGAUUUGCUGUUCCCAGAGGUCGCCGAGGUCGCCGGUGGCUCUCUUCGUGAGCACCGCCUGCCCGACCUUAUCAAGAACAUGCGCGAACAUGGCCUAAUCAAGCCCCGAGCUUUUGAACCCGAGGAUGUGCCCACGGAGCCACUUUACCCUCACCUCUCUCCGACUGAGGACCUCAGUCAUCUUCAAUGGUAUGCCGACCUUCGAAGAUGGGGCUCAGUACCACAUGGAGGGUUUGGCCUUGGCUUUGAUCGGUUCCUGGGCUACUUAUCCGGAGUGUCUAGCGUCCGAGAUGUUGUGGCAUUUCCACGGUACUUUGGCCGGGCUGAUUGCUAA